Rhineura floridana is the source of this 915-nucleotide messenger RNA. It is a transcript of the gene GJD2, whose product is annotated as gap junction protein delta 2. The transcript is spliced from 2 exons. Bases 1 to 915 code for a protein of 304 amino acids. Lineage: Eukaryota; Metazoa; Chordata; Lepidosauria; Squamata; Rhineuridae. Gene Ontology annotation, biological process: cell communication. Gene Ontology annotation, cellular component: connexin complex. The record is from RefSeq and is a predicted model, not a curated record.
AUGGGGGAAUGGACCAUCCUAGAGAGACUCCUCGAAGCCGCCGUCCAGCAGCAUUCCACUAUGAUAGGCAGGAUUCUGCUGACUGUGGUGGUGAUCUUCAGGAUUCUUAUUGUGGCCAUUGUAGGAGAAACUGUUUACGAUGAUGAACAGACUAUGUUUGUAUGCAACACCUUGCAGCCAGGCUGCAACCAGGCAUGUUACGACCAAGCAUUUCCUAUUUCUCACAUUAGAUACUGGGUAUUUCAGAUCAUCAUGGUGUGCACCCCUAGUCUCUGCUUUAUAACAUACUCUGUUCACCAAUCUGCGAAACAGAGGGAAAGGAGGUACUCCACUGUCUUCCUCACUCUGGACAGAGAUCAGGACUCUAUGAAACGGGAGGAUAGUAAGAAGAUCAAGAAUACCAUUGUCAAUGGGGUGCUGCAGAACACUGAGAACUCCACCAAGGAGGCAGAACCUGACUGCUUGGAAGUAAAGGAAAUCCCCAACCCAGCUAUCAGAACAACAAAGUCAAAGAUGAGGCGGCAAGAAGGCAUCUCUAGAUUUUAUAUCAUCCAGGUGGUUUUCAGAAAUGCUCUGGAGAUUGGAUUUUUGGUGGGGCAGUAUUUCCUGUAUGGAUUCAAUGUCCCAUCCAUGUAUGAAUGUGAUAGGUAUCCUUGCAUUAAGGAAGUGGAAUGCUAUGUCUCGAGGCCCACUGAGAAGACAGUCUUCUUGGUCUUCAUGUUUGCUGUGAGUGGUAUUUGUGUGGUGCUCAACUUGGCUGAACUGAAUCAUUUGGGCUGGAGAAAGAUCAAAAUGGCUGUGAGGGGAGUGCAAGCAAAACGGAAAUCAAUAUAUGAAAUCAGGAACAAGGACCUGCCACGUAUGAGUAUGCCUAACUUUGGCAGGACUCAGUCUAGUGACUCCGCUUAUGUCUGA